CACACGACAGUCGCGGGCGCUUUACGGCAGAGCCAAUGGCUGCGAGGUGAUGAGAUUUGAUCUGGCUGCUGUCGGAGCGCUGAAGCUUUGCUGUCUGACGGUUCUGCUGGCUGUGUUGAUGCUGCCGGUGCUGCGGCGGCUGGGAUUGAGAGCUUUCUCCAUGGCAUCAGACUCAUACUCAUCCGGCACACACUCCGCGGCCUUCGUCACCUGCCCCAAUGACACGGUGGCCAAAGAGCUGGCCAGAGGAAUCGUGGAGAAGAAGCUGGCGGCGUGUGUGAACAUCGUCCCGCAGAUCACAUCUGUGUACGAGUGGCAGGGGAAGAUUGAGGAGGACAGUGAAGUUCUGCUGAUGAUUAAGACAAGAAGUUCAAAGAUUCCUGCUCUGGCUGAAUAUGUCCGGUCAAAUCAUCCGUACGAAGUGGCCGAGGUCAUCAGUUUACCCAUCGAUCAGGGAAACCCGCCGUAUCUCAAGUGGAUCGGAGACAUCGUGCCCGAGUGAAGCGACGUGAUUGUGCAGAACUUGUUUUCAUCAUUUGAUUUCUUUUUUUUUUUCAAACCAAAAAAAUGUACUUUGUAACAGCAGGAAGUGAACAUCAAAGACUCAAACCAGUUUGUUUCAUUUGAUGUAACAGGGCUGGCUUUGCACAGUUUGAUCUGUAUUAAAAGGUUAUAAACCACAAAAUGCA
This is a messenger RNA of Labeo rohita (rohu), 689 nucleotides long. RefSeq names its product protein CutA homolog. NCBI's taxonomy places the organism in Eukaryota, Metazoa, Chordata, Actinopteri, Cypriniformes, Cyprinidae. The transcript has 7 exons. The record is from RefSeq and is a predicted model, not a curated record. Gene Ontology annotation, molecular function: copper ion binding. Gene Ontology annotation, biological process: response to metal ion. The coding region runs from base 50 to 502 and encodes 150 amino acids.